AUGGGGACCAAGGAAGAACUAACACUAAUAGUAGACUAUUAUAACUGUUGCCACUCUAUACUGUGUGUUAGAGCUCUUGCUUCAUCCCAUCUUGAUUAUGAUCUGAUAGUAAUAGGUGGAGGUUCUGGUGGUCUGGCAUGUGCCAAAGAGGCUGGUCUACUGGGGAAAAAGGUUGGUGUUCUUGACUACGUAGACUCAUCUCCACAAGGAACGAACUGGGGUCUUGGAGGCACAUGUGUUAAUGUUGGGUGUAUUCCAAAAAAGCUCUAUCACGAAGGAUCUUUGUUAGGGGAAUUUAUCGAAGAUGCUCGUCAUUAUGGGUGGGAGCUCCCUGAUAAUGUGACGCACAACUGGGGUACGUUGAAAACUGCUGUAAUGAGUUAUGUAAAAUCUUUGAACUGGGGACAUCGAGUUCAACUGAAACAUAAGAAUGUAGAUUAUUAUAAUGCCAAAGGAUCAUUUCUUGAUCCCUACACAAUCUCAGCUGUUUUCAAGGAUGGAAAACAGCAAACGUUUACUGCCAAAAAUUUUGUGAUAGCUGUAGGAGCAAGGCCUAAAUAUCCAGAUGAUGUUUCUGGUGCAAAGGAGUAUUGUAUCUCUAGUGAUGACGUAUUUUACCUUGAAAAACCUCCAGGAAAAACCCUAGUUGUUGGUGGAAGUUAUGUUGCUCUUGAAUGUGCAGGAUUUCUGACAGGGUUGGGUUUUGACACAACUGUUAUGGUGAGGUCGAUCUGUCUCCGUGGCUUUGAUCAA
Molecule: messenger RNA, 753 nt
Organism: Limulus polyphemus (Atlantic horseshoe crab)
Lineage: Eukaryota; Metazoa; Arthropoda; Merostomata; Xiphosura; Limulidae
Product: thioredoxin reductase 2, mitochondrial-like
Exons: 9
Biological process (GO): glutathione metabolic process; cell redox homeostasis; cellular response to oxidative stress
Cellular component (GO): mitochondrion; cytosol
Molecular function (GO): flavin adenine dinucleotide binding; glutathione-disulfide reductase (NADPH) activity
Source: RefSeq, a predicted model, not a curated record